CGUGCGCGUGUCCGUCAUCAGCAGACGGUUAUGCGGCGCAGAAAUCAAGGAGAAACAGCGCUGACUGAGCCGGAAAAUCGGAAGUGACUUUCAGCAGAGACAUACCUCAUUCGUUUUAAGUUUUUUUUUACUUGGUUCUGUGACCUGGCUGAUGAGAAACGCUUCAUAUGAGAAGAUGGCAAGCGGAUCAUACUGUUGAUAGUUCCAGGAGGUCAUCUGUUUUGCUCUUGUCUGGUCUGGCGUGUCGCUGUGGAGGAAGUGUCCGAGCCACAAGCUGAAGGUGUUUCAAGAAGCGUCAUUUUGCACAAGACAUUGUGUGUCUUCUCCCGUAGUCCAUCCUGCUGAGGAGCAGCUCAGGACAGCUCGGCAGCUCCCGGCUUGGGGCAAAGACAGCACCUCCACACUCCUGGCAAAAUGGUGCUGUCACAGAGGCAACGAGACGAAUUAAAUCGAGCUAUAGCAGAUUAUCUGCGCUCCAAUGGCUACGAAGAGGCUUAUUCUGUUUUUAAGAAGGAAGCAGAGUUGGAUAUGAAUGAGGAGUUGGAUAAGAAGUAUGCAGGCCUAUUGGAAAAGAAAUGGACUUCAGUCAUUAGAUUACAAAAAAAGGUUAUGGAGUUGGAGUCAAAGCUCAAUGAAGCCAAGGAAGAGAUCACUUUAGGAGGCCCUGUUAGCCAAAAGAGAGACCCCAAAGAGUGGAUUCCACGCCCACCUGAGAAGUAUUCCCUCAGCGGCCACAGAAACCCUGUCACACGUGUCAUCUUUCAUCCUGUGUUCAGCCUCAUGGUCUCUGCCUCAGAGGAUGCCACUAUAAAGGUUUGGGACUAUGAGGCCGGGGACUUUGAGCGCACACUGAAAGGUCACACUGACUCUGUGCAGGACAUCUCCUUUGACCAGACUGGAAAGCUGCUGGCCUCCUGCUCUGCAGACAUGACCAUCAAACUCUGGGACUUCCAAAGCUUUGAGUGCAUCAGGACCAUGCAUGGACAUGACCACAAUGUGUCGUCAGUUGCCAUCAUGCCCAAUGGUGAUCACAUAGUGUCUGCUUCCAGGGAUAAGACCAUGAAAAUGUGGGAGGUGGCCACUGGUUACUGUGUUAAGACAUUCACAGGACACAGGGAGUGGGUGCGUAUGGUGCGGCCAAAUCAAGACGGCACGUUGUUGGCCAGCUGCUCUAAUGACCAGACGGUGCGCGUGUGGGUGGUGGCCACCAAAGAGUGCAAGGCGGAGCUGCGGGAGCACGAGCAUGUGGUCGAGUGCAUCUCCUGGGCUCCCGAGAGCGCACACCCCACCAUAUCUGAGGCCACCGGCUCCGAGAACAAGAAAAGUGGAAAGCCAGGGCCAUUCCUGUUAUCCGGAUCAAGAGACAAGACCAUCAAAAUGUGGGACAUAAGUACUGGCAUGUGCCUUAUGACACUGGUUGGCCAUGAUAACUGGGUGCGUGGAGUGCUGUUCCAUCCAGGUGGAAGGUUUGUAGUGAGCUGUGCUGAUGAUAAGACCCUACGUAUAUGGGACUAUAAGAACAAGCGCUGCAUGAAGACCCUGAGUGCCCAUGAACACUUUGUUACCUCUCUGGAUUUCCACAAGACUUCUCCUUACGUGGUAACAGGAAGUGUAGAUCAAACGCUCAAAGUGUGGGAAUGUCGCUGAUUGCCAUAGGAUCCGCUCCUAUCCCUCCCAGUGCCACCUCUUUGGCUACUCUCAAACCUGCCCUUCAGGAUGCACUCAUUACUAUGGUUACCACCUCAUCCAGCUCUCUUCUUAUAACUAUUGUCCUUUUAUGUAAAUUACUCUGGCUGUAGUUUGAGCUUAUUAAAUGUUACACAAGACACAAGGAGAAAAAAAAAAGAAAAGUUAAAAGUAAAGCAAAUAUUCUUGCAUGGUGAAUCCAAAACUUGUAUACUGUAAAUUUUUUUGCUUCUCGUCAUCUAAAAGUACCUUAAGAAUAAAGAGCACAGGUGAUGCUCCAGCCUCAAGCGUUAAUGAGCAGAAGGCAGAAUGAUGCUGUUUGGGGAAUUCAGAAUGCAGGGCACUCAACUAUUUCAGUUCUGUCAGAUCAGUUUAGGUUUAUUUUCUUUUUGACAUGCCAAAUUGGCUUUACAGAAAGGAAUGAAAAAGAUGGUCAAAUUCUCUCCAUUUAAACUGAAGACAAACAAUUUGGUGCUAAAAGUAAUUUAACACCAAAAGACCCACUGCUUAAUUCUGCCACUUUAAAAUCCUAGAAAAACAUUCAUCACUUUAUCAAAGUGGUACAUAAUAGGAUUGUUUUGAGAAUAUAAGUUCAGUUCAUUUUAUUAGGCAGUUCUCAUUCACAGCCCAUCCAGACUCUCGUGCUCUUCAUGAAGUCAUGUUUGUCAAAUCAGCCUGGACAGUUUUGACCAUGAUUUACCAUGAUCAUUGUAUCCCACUAGAAAAGGAGUGCAGAAAAGGCACAGUAAGAAGACUAAUCACAAGGACAUGAAUCAGUAAGUGCACUUGUCUCUGGAGGAGAUAGAUUCACGCAGGGUUUACAUUUUGUUUCUGUUAUUUGUUUUUCUCUUUCUUUUUUUGUGUGUGUAGAAAAUAUAAUUCUGACACCCUCUGUUGCCAUCUUGGUUAUGGAGGACUUUGACACAAUUUAUGUACUGAUAGAGGGCAAAUGAUGUGCCAUUUAACUUUGGGUUCUGAACAAAACAUACUUUUGCAUAUUCACCAUUUUUAGAACUACAUAUUGAAUUAGUUAACUAUUACAGGGGCAAAGCACUGUACACAAAUGCAGCUGCACCUAAACAACUCACAGCUUCAAAAACGGUUAGUUAGCUAAUUACAAACUUCCAUAUUACCCAGCUUUCGUUCCGACCCAUGUUCUCCCAUUCUCAAAACCGGCAACUCCAGAGGGGCGUUCAAUCAUUAACAGUUUUCAGUUAGCCCCUCCUUACUAAACACUCAAAAUUAUUGUGAAAGCAUUACCAUUGCUUCAUCAUUUUGCUUCUCUGUACCAUCUGCUGUCUGUCCAUUCGUGCACACGUUUGUGAAGAGUUCUGGAGAUUCUGUGGUACUGCUCAGUGACUUUGUGCUGGAUGAGCUUUCUAGUCAGUCUCUCUUGAAUCGGGGAGCUUUUUGGUAUUUGCUUUGCAGAGGAAGAAAUUUAAAGUGUGACGCUCGCUGUUCUGGACCUUUUUGACUCAGCGUGGCUGUGUUUGAUGACGAAACCUUGAUGGUAGAUCAAUGUGCAAUAACUAAAGGCUGCUCUGUAUUAACUAUUAAAGGGAUAGUUGAGCCAAAAAUGAAAGUUCUGUGAUCAUUUACUCACCCUAAUGUUAUUCCAAACCCAUAUGUUGAGUACACGAUGAUCUAAUUUUCAUUUUUGGCUGAAAUAUUGCUUUAAAAAAAAAAAAAUGUAUGUAUUUACAUUAAACAUUUAUAGAAAGGUGGCCUCCUUUUAUAUAGUAAUUAUAUAAAUGUGGUGGACAAGAAUUGAGUUUGAAAAGUUCUCUACUGGCUAAGGCAACAAUUAGCAACUUUUAAGACUACAUCAGUGGUGAGUAGUUAACUGUGCUUGCUGGUCUGCAACGUACUGUUUUGAACAGAAGAGUCACGUGUGCCCAGUCACUGCCGUCCGUGUAUGUAGAAUCUAUGGAUGUGCGCGUGGACAUCACGGCUGUGUUGUGCAUACCGUGGGCUCUUGACUCCAGCUGUUCACUUUCUCUGCCUUGUUAAUGUAUUGAGAAUCCCCAAUAUCAAGGACUUCAUUCUGCUUUUUGUGGUCUCACUGUUGACACACACUUGUGCACUCACAUAAAUAAAUAAUUGUCCAUCAGUAUAUCUUGAUGUCAUUGUUUGCAGCAUAAUUAAAAAUAAUAAAAUAUCUGUAAAUAUAAACAA
Xyrauchen texanus (razorback sucker) is the source of this 3861-nucleotide messenger RNA. RefSeq names its product lissencephaly-1 homolog B-like. Bases 415 to 1647 code for a protein of 410 amino acids. The transcript has 11 exons. Lineage: Eukaryota; Metazoa; Chordata; Actinopteri; Cypriniformes; Catostomidae. Gene Ontology annotation, biological process: nuclear migration; vesicle transport along microtubule; microtubule organizing center organization. Gene Ontology annotation, molecular function: microtubule plus-end binding; dynein complex binding. Gene Ontology annotation, cellular component: cytoplasmic microtubule; kinetochore; nuclear envelope. The record is from RefSeq and is a predicted model, not a curated record.